Musca domestica (house fly) is the source of this 630-nucleotide messenger RNA. RefSeq lists its product as uncharacterized. Bases 225 to 392 code for a protein of 55 amino acids. The record is from RefSeq and is a predicted model, not a curated record. NCBI's taxonomy places the organism in Eukaryota, Metazoa, Arthropoda, Insecta, Diptera, Muscidae. The transcript has 2 exons.
UAAACACAGCUCACUUCGCCUUUCUUUACAUCUAUGAGACACCCUGUGUUAAAUGACAUUGUCUGCCUAGUUACAUUACAAGAACAAAAACCAAAUGAUAUCAUAAUAACAACAAAGAAGUUUAGAAUAUUAAAGGGAUUUUACACAUUUGAAAGACUAUUCUUGCCAGCACCAGCAUUUCCUUCCUACAAAUAAUAAAGGGGACCCAAAGACAGAGAAACAAAAUGAAUGAUUGCUGUGGAAAUGAACUUCGUAGUGAAUCUAUAUCAAAUAUGCUCAAUGUCAUUGUGGAAUCGAAAAUAAUUAGCAUUGAAGUGUUUACAGCUGCGGUGGGCAUACUCUUCAUGGUGGUCAUGUUGAAGAAUAAAUUCUGGAGUUUUUGUGGCACCUGAUUGUUGUGAUCGGCCAUAAAGUGUUUUAACUAUGAAGGAGGCGUAUUUUAUCUGCUAAAUAUAGAAAACAAAAACUAAAAAAAAUAUUAAUAAUGUAUUCCAGUCCACCCAAAUCCCACACCUUUUUUUAAUUUAUAAUUUUAAGAGUGUUAUUUGUAAAGGCUAAAAACCGAAAAUAAUAUGUGAUGGAGUUAUGUUAGAAAAAAAGCGAAAUACAAAUGUGUAUAUAAACAAACAA